AUGUUGACACCAGAGCAAUCAGCUCUCGCCGAGCAUGCGUUUCGCACAUUAGACCGUAAAGGCAAUGGUGUGGUUCCACUGGAGGAUAUCUGCCGUGUGUAUGAUGUCUCUAAACAUCCCCGUGUGAAGGAAGGUGUGAUGGCGCCCUCUGCUGCUCGUGAAAUGUUAAUUUAUCAAUUUAAUAACUGUGUAAAGGAACUAGGGGGUGUUACACUGGAUGUAUUCAUGCGCUUUCAUGAACGUAUGGCUAUGGAAGCGGAAGAAGAACGAACCGCCGAUAAAGAGAAGUUCUUAACAGAAGUCAUUGCUGGUGUUUGGCGUAUAGGUGAACUCCUGCAGCCAACCUGUAUUCGGCCAGUAAUUCCCAUUGAAGGAUUCCCAACCGGCAUUUAUUCCACACAACACAUGUCGCUUGUGUGGCCGGAUCCAGAUGCGGUGUCGGAUGGAUAUGUAUUGCGUGUUAUUCGCGAUGUCGUGUUGCCCAUCUUCUCACGUGGGGAUUUACCGCCGCAGUUGCGUGGUUUCUUUGCCUAUCCAUCGGAGUUGGCGGGAAUGCGGUUAAUAGAGGUCCCCACACAAAUUGCCCUCAAGCGUUGGUUGGACUUUGCGUGGGAGUAUGCGGAGGGAAAGUAUGCCGCGGUGGAGGGCAUUAUCUCCGCCCGCGUGGAUCUCGACAGUGUGCCGCCGUAUUUGCGGGAUCUCAUCAUUGAACACACGGCGGCGGUGCGGUUGCCGGCGGUGCGGUUUCUGCCCACCACAAAGGCAAUCAAUCCCAUGUAUAAAUGCAGUAGUCAGGAGUAUGGCUAUGGGGUGGAGGAGGAGGUGAAGCAUGUGCAGAAGUGGAAGGAGAGAACAUUUGAUGGAACGGCGUAUGGAUUGAUUUAUCACGGACAUGUAGGGAAGUUCACAAAGAAACACUAUGGUCGGGCACAAUCAAAUGCGGCCAGUGGUAUCAAUCUGUAA
Messenger RNA from Trypanosoma theileri, 963 nucleotides. RefSeq lists its product as uncharacterized. Gene Ontology annotation, molecular function: calcium ion binding. The transcript has a single exon. Bases 1 to 963 code for a protein of 320 amino acids. The record is from RefSeq and is a predicted model, not a curated record. Lineage: Eukaryota; Euglenozoa; Kinetoplastea; Trypanosomatida; Trypanosomatidae.